Kwoniella botswanensis is the source of this 1209-nucleotide messenger RNA. RefSeq lists its product as uncharacterized. The transcript is spliced from 6 exons. Gene Ontology annotation, molecular function: 2-oxoglutarate-dependent dioxygenase activity. NCBI's taxonomy places the organism in Eukaryota, Fungi, Basidiomycota, Tremellomycetes, Tremellales, Cryptococcaceae. The coding region runs from base 1 to 1209 and encodes 402 amino acids. The record is from RefSeq and is a predicted model, not a curated record.
AUGGCUCCUGCUGCUCCUUUCAAUCCCCCUUCGCCGGAUCUCCCAGGAAAGCCUCACGUCCCAAAAUGGGUGCCGCCACCACCUACCAAGGAGACUCACAACUUCGCUGAACUUCAUUCCGUUGAUCUAUCUCUGCUUGACUCCCCCGAUCCCAAGGUACAAGAGGAUCUCGUACAGAAAGUUAAAGAAGCUAUUCGGGAAGACGGCUUCCUAUUUUUGGAGAACUACGGUGUUUCGCUCGAGCAGCUACACAGACAAUUCGCCAUUGCUCAGUACCUUUUCAGAAACUUCUCUGAUGAAGAGAAACAGCGAUUGCUGUUCCAUCCAGAAGAGCGAGGUACUUGGGAAGGAUAUAAACAUCCUUAUGGGUUCAAGAGAGAACGAGGUACCCCCGACUUCUAUGAACAGUUCAACUUUUAUCCACCUGAAUGGGCUGAUCACAAUCUCUGGCCAAAAGUACUCCUUCCUUUCGCUGACGAGAUUGAAGCUUUUGCCACUUAUCUUACAACCUCGGUAAACCGAAGACUGCUCACUCUAUUCUCUCGAGUUCUCGAACUCCCCGAUGAUUACCUGUGGGAUAACGUCCAGUCAAAAGGAAGUCCAUCUGGCGAAGGUUAUUUCAGACACGCUCUCUACUCGCCAGUGGACGACGCAACCAUUAAAGCCGGUAAAGGUAUGAGAAUGCUGGGUCACAACGAUUUCGGUACCACAACUCUUUUGUUCUCCGUCCCGAUCUCCUGCCUGCAAAUAUGGGGAACAGAUGAGCAAUGGCACUACGUUCCUUACAAGCCUGGUGCUCUGGUCAUCAACAUUGGAGAGACUUUGGAGAUCGUUUCCGGUGGUCACUUCAAGGCCACGAGACAUAGGGUCUAUCAACCACCUGCUGAUCAAGCGCACGAGGAAAGAUUAUCCUUAGUGCUGUUUAACUCAAGUGUCGGAGAUCUCAGAAUGACACCUGUAGAUAGCUCUCCAUUGAUCAAACGAGAAGGAUGCGUUGACUCUCAAGGUCUAUACAGGGAGUUCAAACGGGUCAUGGAUCAAGGUGUCCCGAUCCCAACAAACCGACAAUGGCGAGAAAUCAACAUCGCUAAGGCACCUGAUCCUCUUGACCCAGUCUCGCAAUCUGUCGGGAAGGAUCAAGCUAUCAUCGAUGGCAAGCUCGUGACUGAGAGAGAGCUCUUAGGGGUAAGAGUGGUUCUCCCCGUAUAG